Pungitius pungitius (ninespine stickleback) is the source of this 5909-nucleotide messenger RNA. It is a transcript of the gene kdm4c, whose product is annotated as lysine (K)-specific demethylase 4C. Bases 267 to 5102 code for a protein of 1611 amino acids. Gene Ontology annotation, molecular function: histone H3K9 demethylase activity. The transcript has 22 exons. Gene Ontology annotation, biological process: chromatin remodeling; regulation of gene expression. The record is from RefSeq and is a predicted model, not a curated record. NCBI's taxonomy places the organism in Eukaryota, Metazoa, Chordata, Actinopteri, Perciformes, Gasterosteidae. Gene Ontology annotation, cellular component: chromatin; nucleus.
CUGCCUCGCUGCUGAUUCACAGAUCUCACAGCUCUCACAGCGUAGGGAGGCGUGUGCACACGGCGCUCUGCCUGCCGACGCGUUCGUGCGGAUCCGCACGCAAACGCAGUCGCGCUGUAGUGCAGGCGGUCUGGUCGCUUAACUGGAAGCAGCAGCAGCAGCUAGAGUUGCUGUCAUGUGAAUCAGCUGGACGAACAAGGAAGGGGAUACAUAACAAACACGACUGCGUCUUUUUAAAUCAAGGUUAUAUCUGGCGAGGGAGCAGGAUGGCGGGGGCAGAGGUUUACACCCCUGCCAACCCCACCUGCAAGAUUAUGACCUUCAGGCCCACCAUGGAGGAAUUCAAAGACUUCAACCAGUACCUGGUUUACAUGGAGUCUCAGGGUGCACACCGCGCAGGCCUGGCUAAGGUGAUUCCUCCUAAAGGCUGGAAGCCCCGGCGUACCUACGACGACAUAGACGAUCUAAUGAUAGAUGCUCCCAUCCAGCAGAUGAUGGCUGGCCAAUCAGGGCUCUUCACCCAAUACAACAUCCAGAAGAAGCCGCUCAGUGUGCAGGAGUUCAGGCGAUUAGCCAACAGUGACAUGUACUGCACACCUCGCUACCUGAAUUAUGAAGACCUCGAAAGAAAAUACUGGAAGAACCUCACUUUCGUGUCGCCUAUAUAUGGUGCUGAUGUCAGUGGCAGCCUCUACGAUGAGGACGUGGAGGAGUGGAACAUUGGCCACCUGAACUCUAUCUUGGAUGUCAUUGAGGAGGACUGUGGCGUAUCCAUCCAGGGGGUUAACACCCCGUAUCUGUACUUUGGCAUGUGGAAGACAACCUUCUCCUGGCACACGGAGGAUAUGGACCUGUACAGCAUCAACUACCUGCACUUUGGAGAGCCCAAGUCCUGGUAUGCCAUUCCCCCUGAACAUGGAAAGAGACUGGAGCGCCUGGCCACAGGUUUCUUUCCCAACAGCUUCAAGGGGUGUGAGGCUUUUCUUCGUCACAAGAUGACUCUAAUCUCCCCUUCCAUACUUAAGAAGUAUGGCAUUCCCUUUGAUAAGAUUACUCAAGAACCUGGAGAGUUCAUGAUCACCUUCCCUUACGGGUACCACGCUGGCUUCAAUCAUGGCUUCAACUGUGCGGAGUCCACCAACUUCGCCACAGUGCGCUGGAUAGACUACGGCAAAGUAGCCACACAGUGCACAUGUAGCAAGGACAUGGUGAAGAUAUCCAUGGAACCCUUCGUGAAGCGCUUUCAUCCCGACCGCUAUGCUAACUGGAUGGCGGGCAAAGACUCUGCCCCCCCCGACCACAUACUCGCUACUCCCAGCACAACACCGGAGCUGCAGAGCUGGUUGCAGAGUCGGCGCAAAACCAAACCUGCCAACAAAAGCUGCACACACUCUCGAUUGCGCUCCAAACGCCUCAGAACCAGCGCGCAGCCCAUCGGCCUGGAUGGCAGCUCGGGGUUGACCGGCACCAAGAGGAAAGCCCUCAGUGGUCCGCCCGGGACCAAGGUGCGAAGGACUGUGGCGGGGACAAGCUGCAGGGAGGAGGAGGAGGAGGAGAAAGAGAAGAAAAGGGAAGCGCAAUCGACUCACACCCCAAAUCUCACCUCCGCCCACCUCUCUGGUCCUUGCAGACAGAUGUGUGUGGUCAAGGUAAAUCGCGUAGAGAGUAAUAGUUUGGGAUUUUUGAAUACGGAGCCAUCCCAUAACUCUCGCUGCCUCUCCGGUCCCUCCCCUGCUUCAGCAGUGACAAAGGACCUAAAGGCGGAGAUGGGCACACACGACGACCCUCAACGCCUCUCAGGGUCAGGGGUCGCGACUCCUGAAGGUCUCAGGCGAUGGGCCGAAGCACCCGGAUAUAGCGAGCCCCGGUGCUGCUCGCCUGAAACGCAAGACCUCUCCACUUCUCAGGACUGCGCUGUCGGGGUCUCUCCCCUGGAGGCCUACAAACUCCACUCCUCUUCCCACACAACGGGCUCCUCCGCCGAGGCAGAGGUGAGCUCGCGUCCCGCUGAGCCAUCUAUCUCGCCGCGUGGAGAAGACUCUUUAAGCCUAUCACCAAACACCGACUGUAGCACAAAGACGGGUGCUGACAGUGACACUAACGGCAGUGCUAAAGCGCAGACAACAGACCCCGUCGUUCACACGCUACAUCUAAAUCCACACUCUGCUACAGAAGCACUUUACAUUCUCAAAACUGAGCCCGUGGAGAGGGGUAGUUACACGUCGUGUGGCUCCCUCUCCCCCUCCGGGCACAGUUGCAGUUUGAAAAAACCCAGCAAUGAGGAGAAUCUUUCCCCUCCUCUGCUGCAAAGGAAUGCAGUGGAUAUGCCACGACUCACUCUGGAACCAGCAGAUAAGGUCAGAAUCUCCCCGCUGCCCCCCGUGCUGAUCCAGGAGAUGCCGUCACUCACCCCGGCCGACGACGCGCUCCUCGUCGCCCCGAAGCCGAGGCCGCGUGGCCACCAGGUGGCACCGGUGCUUCAGCGGGAAACGUCGCCAAGCUCUCCCUCCGGGGAAGCCGGCGCCGUGGUGUCCAACGAGCACGCCGACCGGUGGCGUUUAGGUUCUCCACAUGGCUGCGAUGGGGCGGCAGUGACGAGGGAAGGGAAGACGGUCCAUUCAACAAUCAAUGCUCCGCCCAAAACUGCCUCUGCCGAUGCCCAUGCAUCUGCUGCAGAAAAAGGCCGUCCAAAGCUGGGAAAUGUGUCCACUGGACGGGCCGAUGCUUCGUCCCGCCGGCCCGCUGCAUUCGGUCUGAGCAGCUGUGGCUUCCUUUUAAAUGGCACCUCAAACAAUAACCCCCCUGCCCCCUCCUCUCCAUUAUGCACUCAGAGUGACGGUCACCUGGCAUUACAACUCCAAAACCACACCACGUACUCCCCUUUGCAUUGUACCUUGGAGAACCCAUACACGGAGCCCAAACCCUUCUCCAGCAGCAUCUGGAAGAACUUCAAUUCCCAGGGUCCCGCAGUGCUCAUCCAGAGUCUGCACCCAGAGCUCCCCUCCGACUUCAGCCACGACCCCCUGCCUUACACCAUGUGGACCGAACCGCAGUGCAAGGAGGUCACGGACCUGGAGGACGCCGAGCAUGACUUCCGCGAGUCGGGGAACCGGGAAGACGGAGGUGUGCCUCUCACCUGGGCCGAGCUCGAGCCCACCUCGCUGGUUUCCGUCGGUGCCGUUGAGCCCCUGGGGCUUUGUGCGGAUUUUGACUUCCACCGAGGGGAAGCAGAAGGGUCCGAGGCCCUUUCCUUGUGCAGGGAGCUCGGCAGGCAAAGGGAGGCGGAGCAGAGCCUGCACUCUGGCUCUGCCGCCUCUCCCCUCGGGAUGGGAAGAAGAGAAGGGGAAGGAGUGUCUGAUAUGGAAGAUGGGGGGUCGGACGUUGACGAGGCGGAGCAGCAAGGUGGUGUCAAGGGAGACAGCAGUAGUGACUCAUCCAACAACGAGGAGGAGGAGGAAGAGGAGGAGGAAACCGGCACGAGUAACUGCGAGUGUGAAGAAUCGGGUCUGGAACCUGGGGAGGUUUGUGCCUACGCUGCGCUGUCAGUGAAGAGGACCACUAAGAGCUGGCGCCACCCACUCAGGAAGCCCCCCGCGAGGGCUGUGCCCACUGCCGUCAAGCAGCAGGCUGCCAGUGACGACGAGCCCCCUGACGCAAGCCUGGCAGAGGACGAGGAUGACGAGGAGGGGGACGACGACGACGAGGAGGACGAGGAGGACGAGCAGGAAAUGGAGGCAUGGGCGAAACCCCUCAUCUACCUGUGGCAGAACAGGAAGAGCUGCUUCACCGCGGAGAGGGAGUUCAAUGCCCAUGCAGCCACCAUGCGGCCGCACUGUGCCGUGUGCACGCUGUUCAGCCCCUAUCACCAGGCAGAAGAAGGAGCAGAGCACAAAGCACCUAUCGUAGCUAAGGACCCCUCCCACUCCUCCUCCCCAUCGGAGGGCCCCGCCGGUCCCUGCAGAGGCCUGAGGCGGACCCGGCCCCUGGUCCCGGAGAUCUGCUUUUCUUUCCGGGAGCAGAACUUUCCCCCAACACCCACCAACCCGCUGCUGCAGGAAGACUGCACCUCCCCGCUGCUCUACUGCCAGGGCUGUUGCCUGCAAGUCCAUGCAAGUUGCUACGGCGUUGCUGCGGACGACCUCAGCGAACAGUGGUCAUGUGACCGCUGUACGGAAGGAAGCUUUACAGCAGAAUGCUGUCUGUGUAACCUCAGAGGUGGCGCUCUGAAGAAAACCCAAAGCGACAAAUGGGCCCACGUCAUGUGUGCCGUAGCAUUGCCUGAGGCAAGGUUCAGUGACGAAACCAAGAGGAGCCCCAUUGACACCAGUAGGAUCCCCAUGCAGCGGUAUAAACUGAAGUGCAUCUAUUGUCGUAAGCGCGGCUCGGGGAAGCGGCGGGCAGGUGCUUGUGUCCAGUGCUCAUGUGGCCGGUGUCCCACCUCCUUUCAUGUGACCUGUGCCCAUGCUGCCGGUGUAAUCAUGGAGCCGGAUGAUUGGCCGUAUGUGGUGUCAAUCACCUGCCAUAGACAUCAAUCGCGGAGCUCAGCGGCUAAGCAGCGAGCGUGCCGAGCGCCGGUCUCACUGGGCCAGACGGUCGUCUCCAAGCACAAGAACCUGCGCUACUACAGCUCCAAGGUCACAGAGGUCACCUCCCAGACGUUCUACGAGGUCAUGUUCGAUGACGGCUCCUUCUCCAACGAUACCUACCCCGAGGAUAUAGUGAGCAGAGAUUGUAUGAACUUGGGUCCUCCAGAGGUGGGGGAAGCUGUUCAGGUGAAGUGGCCCGACGGGCUGUUCUACGGCGCCAAAUACCUGGGAUCCAACGUAUCUCACAUGUAUCAGGUGGAGUUUGAGGACGGGUCUCAGGUGCUGGCAAAAAGAGAAGAUGUCUACACUGCAGAGGAGGACCUGCCUAAAAAGGUGAAACGUAGACUUUCCACCGCCUCAAGCAUGCGUUUCCAGGACGCCUUCUUCACCACGCAGGGCGAGAGGAAGCGGCAGAGGACCCCCAACUCUCGCUUCCAGAAGGACUACGUGGCCCUGCCGGGCCUCCGUACAACUGCCAAAAGCACAUGGGAGCAGCGCAGCCACAAAGGGACUUGAAGUCAUGACUGACCAGUAGAUGAUUGGGGGAGGGGGGGGACGCCUGUGUUGACGUGUUUUUUCCGAUCUACUCCCGUCCCCCACGCGGCUCCCCUGGUGGUGGAGGGGGGGGGCGAGUGGAGUCGGAGGGAUGUUUAACUAGCGAGAGUUUGUACAUUAACAGCGAUUGUGAUUGGCCGGCGAGGGGGAGGGGGAGGGGGGCCCUGGGUCUGCCCGCCUCGUGCUAUCACGUCCGUCAGGGAAAAUAAACGUGACUUACAUUUGUCACAUUGCCCUUUUAAAAAAAAGAAAUGACAAACUUUUUUUCUUUGUACAUGAAAAUAUUGAACGGAGAGAUUUUUCUAAAUGGGUCGCCCACGGUAGCCUUUUGGGGGGCGGUGUUAUUUUCAGAACUGAGUUAGAAUGUUUAUGCACUUUGCUUUAGUCUAUUCCCUCACUGUUUGUCACUGCAUGUUCCACAUUACGUCCUGACUGCUCCUGCUGGAGUCCAACGACACUACGACGGCUUCCUCGCUGCACAAGUCUUCACCCACAUGGACAAAAUACAGUCAUUAUGUAACUUGUUAUUGAAAAAUGAAUUAUUCGCUGAAUUUAGGAGAAACCAAAUAUUAUCCAUAUGUCAAUGGUGAAAUAUUCAGGCAGGAAGCCACAACUUUGUGUUGGACUCUGUGCAAUGUGAAAUGCUACUGUCGCUCCAAUGAAUGAAACACAUUGUUGAAAUUAUUUAAAAUUUGUAUUUAUUUUUGGCUUGCCAUAGUUAAACUAUUGCUAACUGCUGUAAUGAAAACAAUAAAUGGGUUUUUUUCA